AGUAGAUAUGUACAAAAUCAAUCUGCACAUAAAUAAAAGCAGCUGUGUUCAGUUCAUGCAUUGACACAUAAAAAAAUCCUUACAGCUUCACACAUAUAAGUUCUGAUUUUUCAACUUAUUUGUUGAAAAUGGAUUUACUCUCUCCAAAAUCAGUAGAUGAAGUGGUGGCUGAAAUUACAAGAAUUCACAAAUCGUUGCCUGAGAGACCUGGAAUUGAAGAAGUUGAAGCCGCCACGGCAUUGAUUCGAAACGUUGAAGCUGAUGAUCAGGCGAGAUUUGAUGCCAUUGCGAAACAAACCAAGAAUCAUGAAGUCCCGGAUGAGCUUUUCUCGAUUUUGCAGGAGAUGCGGAAGAAUUUAGUCAUUUUUCGGAGCAAAGAACAGAGGAGAGAAGCUGUUAGGCUUUUAGAUCUUGAGAAUUUGUACCAGGAAUUUGAUGAGAUGAUUCAGAGAGCUUCGAGGUGUGUUGCUUCACCAAUGGGGUCGAAUUCGCAGGCUACUGCUUCGAAUUUGUCUAAUAAUUCGUAUGAUUCUCCGGUGAAUGGGGCGAAUACGACGAAGAAGGUGUCUUCUGGUUUGGUUUAUGAGAAGGAUGCUGUGAAAGCUUCUGCGGAGUUGUUUACUAGGGAUGAUAGUUAUGUGAAGAAGGCUAAGCCCACAUUUUCGAGUGAGGGAAUUGUCGGUGCAAGGCGAUCUGGGGAUGUUUUAGGUCCUCAGAUUGUGGAUUCUACUUUAAGAUCAGUAAAGAUCUCAGGUCAAGAUGGGGAAAAAUUGAGUCUUAUAAAGCUUGCCAGUUUAAUUGAAGUAUCUGCCAAGAAGGGGACAAAGGAGCUUAAUCUUCAGGGUAAAUUGAUGGAACAAAUUGAGUGGCUUCCGGAUUCAAUUGGGAAGCUCUCUGGUUUGAUCACAUUGGAUUUGUCGGAAAACAGGAUUGGGGCUUUACCAUCCACGAUAGGAGGGCUCUCUUCUUUGACAAAGUUGGAUUUGCACUCAAACAAGCUUGUUGAAAUCCCGGAGACUCUUGGAGAUAUUCAUAGUUUGGUUUUUCUUGAUUUGAGGGGGAAUCAGUUGGCAUCAUUGCCUGCUACAAUUGGUAAAUUGGUGAGACUUCAGGAUCUUGAUUUAAGUUCAAACCUUCUUCCUUUGCUUCCUGAGUCAAUUGGGUCACUUGUUAGUCUCAAGACAUUGAAUAUUGAGACAAACAAUAUUGAAGAACUUCCCCAUACUAUUGCUCAGUGUUCCUCUCUUAAGGAGCUCCGUGCAGAUUAUAAUCGGCUUAAAGCCCUUCCUGAAGCUGUCGGACGCAUUGAAUCUCUUGAAGUAUUAUCUGUGCGCUAUAAUAAUAUUAGCAAAUUGCCUACUACGAUGGCAUCUUUGUCCAACUUGAAGGAGCUUGAUAUAAGUUUCAAUGAGGUAGGCUCAGUACCGGAGAGCUUAUGUUUUGCGACCACUUUAGUAAAGAUGGACAUAAGCAACAAUUUUGCAGAUCUACAGUACUUGCCAAGGUCCAUAGGAAAUCUUGAGAUGCUGGAAGAGUUGAAUAUGAGCAAUAACCAGAUAAGAAUCCUUCCAGAUUCCUUUAAGCUGCUGUCAAAAUUACGUGUCCUAAAUGUGGAAGGGAACCCUCUGGAAGAGCCACCAAGAAGUGUUACUGACAUGGGGGCUCAGGCUGUUGUUCAGUACAUGGCUGAACUUGCCGCGAAGAGAGAUGUCAAGGCACCACCCGUCAAGGAGAAAAAGUCCUGGGCUUCGAUAUGCUUCUUUUCAAAGUCUAACAAAAGGAAGCGCAAUGGCAUGGAGUAUGUUAAAACCUGAGUUUCAGCUAAGCAGACGAAACAGACGAUACAAUGCUCCUAGGAACUUGGGUGGCACUUACGUGGAAGAAAAUGUAGAUCUUGCGGAGCUGGUGCUUGCCUAAGAUGUCGGUCUGAGUCAGAUAUGGUUCUUAUUCUGCGCUUGCAGGAUCGUAGAUUUUUCUUCUCUUUUUUUCCCAGGGCAAUUUCCCUAUUGCUUUCAUGUAUUUAAGUUUUCAGAACAAAUGAGAUGUAAAUUGUCACAAACCGGCAAAGUUACAGAGGGCAAUGUUUGCUGCAUCUCAGCACCAUCAUAAUCUAAUAAUCUUGAGUUUAUGUUUA
Messenger RNA from Daucus carota subsp. sativus, 2134 nucleotides. RefSeq names its product plant intracellular Ras-group-related LRR protein 4. Bases 129 to 1814 code for a protein of 561 amino acids. The record is from RefSeq and is a predicted model, not a curated record. Gene Ontology annotation, molecular function: protein binding. Gene Ontology annotation, biological process: signal transduction. The transcript is spliced from 4 exons. NCBI's taxonomy places the organism in Eukaryota, Viridiplantae, Streptophyta, Magnoliopsida, Apiales, Apiaceae.